Brassica napus (rape) is the source of this 1045-nucleotide messenger RNA. RefSeq lists its product as uncharacterized. Lineage: Eukaryota; Viridiplantae; Streptophyta; Magnoliopsida; Brassicales; Brassicaceae. The transcript has a single exon. Bases 18 to 1034 code for a protein of 338 amino acids. The record is from RefSeq and is a predicted model, not a curated record.
UUCUCUUCUGCGCUUCAAUGGCUGCAGUACAAGCUUUUCUUGACCCCGCCUAUGGCGUAACAAAUAUCAAAUCCCACAUUCCCAUUCUCCUUGAUAUCAACGACCACAAUUACGAUGCGUGGCGUGAACUCUUCCUUCUACAUUGUCAAAGCUUCGACGUCUCAGGCCACCUUGAUGGUACUCUGCUCCCAGAGAAUGACAAUGAUGCAGCUUGGCAGAAGAAGGAUGGUCUCGUUAAGCUUUGGCUCUACGGGACUCUAUCUAAGAAUCUGUUCCGGAGCACGUUCCAAACUGGUGGAACGUCUCGUGAAGCUUGGAUCCGAAUCGAAAACUUCUUCAGGAACAACAAAGAAGCUCGAGCUGUUCAACUCGACAACAAACUUCGCACCAAGGAACAAGGCGAUCUCUCGAUCCACGAUUACUGUCAAGAAAUGAAACAAAUCUCGGAUUUGCUCAGGAACCUCGAUGCUGCAGUGACUGAACGCACGUUGGUAACCUACAUGCUGAAUGGUCUCUCUCACAAAUACGAUCACAUCAUCAAUGUCAUCAUCCACAGGCAGCCCUUCCCCUCGUUCAAUGAGGCUAGGAACAUGCUAAUACUGGAGGAAGAUCGUUUGAACCGCGGCAACAAACAAUCACUCCACCACAAGGAUUCACCAUCAUCAGACAAGAUACUCACCGCCUCAGAAACGACCAGUGACCGCAAAAGCUCUCCACAUCAACAUCAGCAUCACAACAACAACCGCUCAACUCAGAACAGAGGACGUGGCAGAAACAAUCACAGAGGUCGUGGCAGAAGAUUCAACAAUCAGCCUCGCCCUCAGGUUCAACAAUGGAACGCCCCUUUCUGGACUAACGGUUACCAGUUCUGGCCACAACAACAACAGUUCCCACCAUGGUUUCAAGGUCCCCAACAACAGUACUUCCAACAAGGGAUCAUAGGUCCACGACCAGCUCUGCAGAUCCAAGGUCCAAACAACGGAAGUCAGAAACCCGAGCCAACUGUUGAUUCGCGACAGCAUUCAACACAAUGACACUGGUGGAU